Aureobasidium namibiae CBS 147.97 is the source of this 798-nucleotide messenger RNA. Its product is annotated as mitochondrial ribosomal protein. Gene Ontology annotation, cellular component: mitochondrial small ribosomal subunit. The coding region runs from base 1 to 798 and encodes 265 amino acids. Gene Ontology annotation, molecular function: structural constituent of ribosome. The transcript is spliced from 3 exons. The record is from RefSeq and is a predicted model, not a curated record. NCBI's taxonomy places the organism in Eukaryota, Fungi, Ascomycota, Dothideomycetes, Dothideales, Saccotheciaceae.
AUGGGUCGGUACAACUUUGCGCCUCAGCGAGUACACCAGGCUGCCACACGUCUUCUCCAGGCCCGCGAAACCGGCAGGGCUACCAUUGCCUCUCAGCCUCCUCCGCCGUGGUACACUGUCAUCGGCAACCUGCCGCCAUCAGAACGUCUCGUGCGUCCACCAUUGCAACCCGCCCAGCGCAAGGGCAGGAAGGCCAGCAAGCUCUUCCAGCCUGUCAAACUUCAAUAUCCGGAGGACCAACUCAGACUCGACUUCUUUGGCGAUCACCCAUGGGAAUUGGCAAGACCUAGACAGAUCCUCGAAGAUGACGGCAAGGAUUACCAAAAGUUCGACUGGAGCCAGCUAGAUCAGCCCACCAAGCAGGUCGACGGAGAGAGUCUUGUGCAGAGACAAGCAUGGCUCAUGGGCCUGCCAGACACAUACCCGGCUUACACCAAGGCAGGUGCCUACGACAAGGCCCGCAAGGAGUUCUAUGAGGUCCGCCACACACAGGAGAUUGAGCGCCGCGUUGCUCGCGAGGAAGCCCUCUGGACCGGUGCUGAGUUUGGGCCUUCGCCAUUGACUGUCGGUAUGGAGCUCGAGGACCAGAAAUACGAAGAGUGGCGCGAGUGGGCUGCCAAGGAGAUCAUGGCCUACAAGCAGCUCUCGGGCUCCUCAGGCAGUGCUCUUGAUCAAGAUUCUCCUCUGGAUCCCGUUCUUGAUGCGGAUGUCUUGUCUGCUAUGGAAGAGGUGGAGCCUAGUGUUCCCGGCAGCAAGAGGGGUCAGACUGCUCAAGGUGGCGCCUUUGUCCACGCAUGA